CCUGGCACGUCUACUGCGCAUGAGGUACGGCGCACGGUGCCAACUUUCAGUAUCCCAGUUGUUUUCCAGACGCCCUAGUGUUCGUACACGCUGAAUAAUACACCCUGUGUUUUGUUGUGUCGUGAUAAAUGCUUUAAGGUAUUGCAGCAUGAAAGUUCUAUGGCUGUGUUUGGCGGCCGUGUGCUUGGUUGUAUGCACGGCGGAGCGCGGCGGAUCGUUGCGUGGGGCGCUCGAAGCGUUGCAGCGGCGACAACGUGGGCGCGUGCAUGUACCGGUUGAACCUUCAGACUAUGAAGCUUUUUACGACUUCGUGCCGCCGCAAGCGUAUGCUGAACCUGAUUAUUCUGUAGAUACGGAAAACGUUGAAGAUGAAGCAUCUCCAAAGUAUAUCGUUAGGUUACUAGAAAAUGAAAGGCCAUCUGAUGCUUAUGAAUACAAAAUAAUCAAGAAAAAAUCUGCAUAUAAUAAUAGACCGAAUCCCAAUACACGGCAACUUUCUCCUUUCCGUGAACGAAGUCAACAUUCAGAUAACGAUAGACUUCGAGACUUGUUUAUGGAGAGAGACGGAGAUGUAGAAGAAAGUAGACACAUUUUAGAAAACGAAGUAGAUGAUGACAUUGAAUAUGCAGUUCUUUUAGAUCAGCUCUGGUCUAAAUAUAAGAACCAAGGCCGUUUUAAGAAUGAUGACAAUACAGAAGGGGUAGUGAAGUUAUAUAAAGAUAAAAUUAUCAAAAAACGAUUUCCUAACAAUUGGGGACCUGUCGCUUUUAAAAGAAAACGAAGUCCAGAGUCCAAUAUAGAUCAAUCAGUAUUAUCCGAGAGUGAAUAUAUUAAGAAUAACGGAGAUACCGUUCCUCGUAGUUCGAACUAUAAUUCAUAUGAAGUUUCUGAUAAUGAUGACGAUAAUGAUAAAGAUGAUAUGCGAGAAGAAUAUGCUAUUGCAUUCCAACCUCUAAACGAUGAUGACGCCACUGAUUUAGCAGAUGAAGAUCAAUAUGCAUAUGAAACUAUUGAAAAGCGAUUUCCUGUAACUAAAAGAAGCAGUGGGCCUUAUAAUUUUAAUAGUCAAAAGAAAAGGUUUGCUCCUGACCAUAAUAAACGUGAUACUAAGGCAUUCAGAAAUAGUGCCGGAACAGAUCCAAAAAUAGUCAGAGACUUGUCAAAAAUAUUUGGGAAUGCUGAAAAUGAAUUUAUUAAAUCUCCCGUUAAGCGUAACACUGAUAACGUAGAAAAUUUGCAUGAUACUAAGCCACCGACUUUGGUUUUACCUCAUAAUCAUACCGAAUAUGAUCACAAUUUGACUAUACAUGACGAUAUAAGCCAUGAAGAAAAUGGACGCAAAAUUCAUCCACCAGGAGUGUUUGGUAAAGAAGAACACGCCCAUGACAAACAUGGAUUGGAACUUAGUCAUGAUACGGACCAUAAGCAUAGUCAUGACAAUGAUCAACACGAUUAUAAUGACCAACAAGCUGAAAAACCAAUUAAAAUAAAAAAGAAAUCUAUUGAUUGGUCAGAUUAUUUUGGUAUUGACAAAAGGCUUAAAAAAUCCGUUUCCUUUGUAAACAAUCUAAAUGAGGAUCGGCUUAAAAAACAAUACUUUGACACGUUUAACAAGGAGGUUAUAUACCCAUUAAAUUCCUUUAGAAAAAAUAAUUAUGCAAAACGCAAUUACGUUCAACCAAAUGAGGAAACAGAUGUUCAAAUGAAUAAUGAUAAAUCACUUGCUAAAGACGAAAAAAGAAACUCGGGAACCGAUAAUGAGUCGAAAUUGGAUAAUAUCGAUAAAAAAUUGAAAAAUAUGGAAGGAAUAAUAGUGGAUGAAGCAUUACAUUACUCUAAUAUUGGUGAAGAACUUGAUUCUAAAGAAGAACAAGAAAUGAAAGAAAAAUUGUUGUCUCGUUUGGCAGCAGCUUACAGUUUGGAGAAAAUGCGCAAAGCACUAAAAGAAUUUAAGCAAAGUUUGCAAAUGCAAAAAGCAUCUUCUGUUAUACGAUCCUCUCCUGAUCACACCAAUGAUAAAUAUAAAAGAGUUGUUAUUAAAAAGGAAAAGGUACUAAUGAAUAAUGAGCUACCCAUCCCAUCUGAAAAGAAUGAUGAUUUUGAAGAUGAACAAGGAGCUGGCCAUUAUUUAAAUGGUAAAAUGGAGGAACAGCUCUCUGAAGGAUAUAUGGGUGGUAGUGGAAGCCAUCAUACUCCGGUUAUGUCGACAGUUAGCUCAAUGGGUGCCUGUCCAGUUUUAGCAAAGAUUGUACAAAGAUGCCGUGGUGUUGAUUUAUUGGCUGGGGAUCGUGGUCAGCUGUUUCUCCCUUUGUGUAGCUUACAUCAAAUUUGUUACCUUUGUGGCGAAGCUCCUCCAACAACAUGCGACUUGGUAUUUUUGUCUGAAGCAGACUCAUCAUGUGAAGGUGAUAUGAGUUGCCAGCGAGCUGCACGUUCUGCUCUUAUGGCUUUAAGAGAAUUGCAUGAAAAUUUAGUCGAUGAGUUAGAUGGUGAAUGCGAAGCAAGCCCUUGCCUUCCUGCUACUUUGAAACUCAAUUUAGGUUGGCAAAGAGCACUUCACCGUGAAAACGAAUUUACGAAAUAUGAUGCUCAACGAGUUGUUAGUGUUAUUGAUAAUGAUAGAGAUUUAUCUAUUGAUAACAGGGCGUGCAAACGAUUGAAUUGUGUCGAUAACUCAGUACAGUUGAGUACUAAUAAUAAAGAACAUCACAAUUAUACAUCGAUAUUACAUAGUUAUUGUAUAUACGUGGUCACAUCAUUUACUAUGGCAAAUAAUAUUGAAAAUGGAAGGGGUGUGGAUAAUCUGGCAGCAACUGAAGACGAUGGUUCAACACUGAGGCCCGAUCUGGUGAUAAGUGUCCAACCCCAAGUACAAGAGAGUAACAGAGCUGAACUUCCAGUAUCAACGACAGAUUGGCAUUCGAACAGUCGAGGACAGUUCAUACCAAUACACGGCUUAGAUUUUCUCAUCGGUGCUUCGAGCUUGCUCAUACAACAAACCGUAGAACUCGAUGACUUAACGUCCAGAAUAAAUUCAGAAAAUAGAUACAUAGUAAAAGUACCGCACGGUGAAUCGUUAUACAUCGCUAGUGAAGUGUCUUCGAAAACACAAAGAAGUUUAUGUGGCAUGGGCCGAGCUUUUGUAAUGCACUUGCACGACAGCACGAGGCAGGAGGCGCUGCUGCUUCAAAGACGACUGGCAGCAGCCUCUUGCUUGUUCCCUUGUCGGUUACAGGAGAUGAGAGUAAUAACUCCUCCAGGGGACUAUAUUGGUCGCAUACAGCAACAGUGGACAUGGAUGGUGCCGUUCUUUCUUGUAAGAGAUGCGGCGGAUGAUGUCCUAUAUGUUAUAGAAGGACCUGCAGUUUUAAGAAAAAGCGCUUUACAGCUUUCUAAAUUUAAGGUAUUAAGUGGGGAUUCCUUACGAGAAGUUGGAACAAUUUCUCACGGUUGGGACCGUGAACUUGUCACUUUUACCACAAAUAUUAUUUAUCCUACUGACACAGUACAGCCAAAACAUAAAGCUCUUAUAUUAGCCGCGGCGUUUUUGCUUGAAUACACGUACUUCGAACGGGCAAAGAAAAAUUGUUGGCGAUGUAAUUGUUGUUAAUUUAGUUUAAGCAGUAGUUGUAUGGAACAUAAACAUUACAAUUUAAUUAAUUGAGAGGGUCUGCAAUUUGAUGAUAUAAAGAAG
Molecule: messenger RNA, 3694 nt
Organism: Nymphalis io (European peacock)
Lineage: Eukaryota; Metazoa; Arthropoda; Insecta; Lepidoptera; Nymphalidae
Exons: 12
Coding region: 149-3610 (1153 amino acids)
Biological process (GO): plasma membrane phospholipid scrambling
Molecular function (GO): phospholipid scramblase activity
Source: RefSeq, a predicted model, not a curated record